GUAGAAACGUAGGAAAGACGCGGAUAAGCAUCACGUUUUCUCUAUUCUGUGUCACUCUGCAGGAAAACAAAGUAGCCGGGCUCUCGUUUGUCACAAGGUGGUGGAUGUCAAACGUUUGAUGGAUAGCGACCUGGCUUCAACAAAUCGAAAUAUAAAGUCGGUAAUACGACUGUUACGAUCACUUUAAGGGAACAAACUAAUUUUUCGGGAUAUAUCACGAACAAACUGGCUCCUUGGACACACAAAAUACAUUUAAUACAGAUUAAACAACAAUGAUGAAAUCCCUUUAUACACUGCUGCCUAUCACGAUAUUACUCUUUCUACAAAAAGCACAUGGCCAGGGGGAGUUUUUCGGAAACAUCAGACCCGUAAGUAGAUUUAAUGGCUUUUUUGGACAGAGAUUUCGUGCAGCAUCAAAUAUCCCACAAAAUGGACAACAGCAACAACAACCCACAACUCAACCACAACAACAACAACAACAACAACAACAACAACAGCAACAACAACAACCACAGUCUACAAAUAAUGCAGCAACAUCAACGACCGGGGCUUCGACAGCGUCUAACAAUCCCCAGUUACCAUCAAAUACCCAGGCUAUCCCCAGACAAGUUGGGACAGUAACGGUCCCCAUCAUAGGUCCCUUUCCAUCCGACAGUGUGCAGCAGACACCAACAGAAAUGUUUGGCAUGGGACAGCAAGGUCCUUUCAAUCGCAUGGGACAACCCAUGUUACCUUCCCAGGAUAUGUCCCCUUUCGGAGCGCCUGGUGGCUUCAAUCCAAUGCUCGCAAGACGACAACAGCAGAUGCAGCAGAUGCAACAGAUGCAGCAGAUGCAGAUGCAGCAGAUGCAGCAACAAAGACAGCAGCAGCAGCAACAAUCCAUGUUGCCGUUCGACCAACAACAACGCAUGUCCUCAUUUCCAUCUCAGUUUGGGUCGUCCCCUCAAAGAGGAAAUCAGCAGGUCACAAUUCCCGAGCAAACACAAAAUAUCAACUUUCCUCGGACACUUCCUCCAGAGGUUAGGAGGGAGAUGCAGAGGGCUGGAAUUGGGAGAAUGACAGGUGUGUCUCCGAGAUUUGGUGAAAUCAAACCCCUACCCGAGAUUACAGAGGUUAUUGAAGCUAACCGGCCUGGACAGACAACCAAUGCCGGAACACAACCAGCGAGACCCACCCCUCAACAACUACCACCCCAACAACAACAACAACCUCAACGACCACAGCAGCCUCAGCAGCCUCAGCAGCAGCUUCCAAUGCAAGGCUCAUCAACCACAUUUAAUGCACCAGGCCGGCAGGUUACAACAUCCCAGCAAGCCACACGCACCCAGAGCCCGCCAAUGCCAUCCCAGGUGCCAGGAUCAUUCGGACAAGGAAGAAUGCCACCACAGAUGAUCCCUCCUAUGUUUAGAGGCAAUAUGCAAGGUCCAAUGGCAGGGCCAAUGAGAGGGCCUAUGGGAGGGCCUAUGGGAGGGCCUAUGGGAGGACCUAUGGGAGGGCCUAUGGGAGGACCUAUGGGAGGGCCUAUGGGAGGACCUAUGGGAAUGCCAACAGGAGGUCCAAUGGGAAGUCAAAUGGGAAGACCAAUGUUUCCAGAUGCAACUCAGGCCAUACCAGAUUCAACAGGGCAGCAGCAACCUCAGCCGCAGCAGCCGCAGCAGCAACCCCAGCCGCAGCAGCCGCAGCAGCAACCCCAGCCGCAGCAACAACAAAAUGGCCAGCAAACUCCUCCAGCUAGUACACAAUGGUCUCAAAAUCAGCCACAGCAGCUUCCAACCCAACCACAAACAAUGCAGGGAAUGCAACAAAUGGGAAUGCCAAAUAUGGGCGGUAUGUUUCCGAUGGGCAUGUCAAAUAUGCCAAUGAUGAGAAUGCCAAAUAUGGGAAUGCCGAAUAUGGGUAUACCAAAUAUGGGAAUGCCUAACAUGGGUAUGCAAAAUAUGGGCAUGCCACAAAAUGGACAAACCGGUAUUCCCCAGAUGAGACCACAGCCAGGUCAGCAACCAUCAGCAAACAGACAACGUUUUGGAGGAUUCUCUGCCAUGUCAGGUCUAGGAAAUCAAGGCGGCAACAUGCCAACAAACAGCGCACCACAACCAUCAGGUCAACCAAGUGGCCAAUCGACAAAUCAAAUUACAAACCCUAGCAUGCCACAAAACAGUAUGCCAAAUGGAAUUAAUUCUGGUAUAUCUGGAAGAUUUCCUAUGCCUAAUAUGUUCCAAAAUAACAUGGUCGGAAGGCCGGGAAGAAUGCAAGGAGGAAUGCAGGGAAUGCAAGGAGGAAUGCAAGGAAGAAUGCAGGGAAUGCAAGGAGGAAUGGAGGGAAUGCAAGGAGGAAUGCAGGGAAUGCAAGGAGGAAUGCAGGGAAUGCAAGGAGGAUUGCAGGGAAUGCAAGGAGGAAUGCAGGGAAUGCCACGCAUUUUGCCGGGUAUGUCGGGAGGUAUGCCUGGAAUGUCAGGAGGUAUGUCGGGUAUGCCAAAUGGUAUUUCAGGACGUUUUCAGGGUAUGCCAAGAAGGAUGCCAGGAAUGCAGACAGGACCACCACAACAAGGAGCUGGAUCCGUCCAACAGCCAGAUCCAAGUAUUCCAUCUUUACCAGCCAAUAUGCCAGUCCCAGAUUUACCUGGCAGCAAUCAAUCUCCUUUACCUACAUCUCUACCAUCACAAAGUACUCCUGCACCAACGGCUUCUAUACCUUCUCUCGGUGACCAGUCCAGACCAAUACCAUCCUUUCAAGGGAUACAGCCGUUACCCGGAGCGUUCCCCGGAGCGUUCCCCGGAGCGUUCCACCUGCCACCCGUAGCGUUACCACCAAUUACAGCUGUUGAUCCACCUGCCAUGCCUGGACCCAUGGAGGUGCCUGGACCCAUUGAGCUGUCUGGACCCAUGGAUUUGCCAGGAUCCUUCGAAUUGCCAAGUCCUCUUGACCUUUCAGCUCCCCUUGAACUUUCGGGAUUUCCCGCACCUUCAAGUCAAGGUCUACCAAACCCGUUUUCUUUGCCCGCUGGAAAACCAGAAAAUAAAUCCACCUUACCGGGCGCAGAUCUAUCACCAGAGAAAGUUCCGCCAUUCCCAGGUUUGAACCUCCCCGGAUCUUCACCUUCUGGUCCUAGAGGAAGUGCUGGAAUCCCUAUUUCCAUGCGUGGACGAGCUGGUUUCCCAAUUGACGCCACUGGGCCUCUCCCACCUCCACAAGAUGUUAAUGCUGGCGAGCCAGUGUCAAACAUAACACCACCACCUCCUUCCUCUUCUGACUUCUCUGCAAACGCGCUACCUGGACCUGAUGCGAUGCUUGGCAUUGGAGGAGCCCCUCCUGGAUUUUCACCUUUGGACCUUAGUGGUUUUCCUGGUCUAGACACUUCCGCACCAUUUCCAAGUUUAGAUUCUACUGCAUCAUUUCCAAGUUCAGACUCUUUGCCUAUUGGCGGUAGCGUGGCAAGUCCGUCAUCUUCAUCUAUUUCAAACACAGAUAUUUUUAAUGCAUCACCAGUGGAUCCGUUCCCUUUUAAUACCGCCGGAACUGUGUUCAGCGAUACAGGCAGUAUAGGAAUUAUACCAACUGAUACAGGUAGUGUUCCAUCUGAGCCUAUCCCCGACCCCGCCAUAGCCACACAAGUUCCUGUCCCCCAAGACGUUUUCCAACCAGGUCCCACUGAUGUGCUUCAGAAUCCUACGGAGGGAAUCCCUAUCCAAGACGCGCCGAUCCCACAGCUUCCCCCACAGGUUGCUACUGACAACAACAAAGUUGCCGAGACACAGGACCCUUUUCCGGGACUAAAUUUCCCGUCCGGUCCAAGUCUUCUCGGAAAUCCCUCCUCCAAGACAGAUAUUGUUAAUCCUCCAGAUGCUAUGAUACCGCUGACAGAGAUCCCUCGUCCAUCUGAUGCCAUCAUUCAAGGUCUACCAGUUUUCAGCAGAUGAAUUUGCUCAACCGCUAGUUUUGUAAAGCUAAUGCGAUUCUUUGUGCUAGGUGUGCAGAAGACUGUAUGACGCCCAUCUAUCCACUUCGUGUCUUGCCGUGAUCCCUGUAGAUAAUACUGGAAUGAACAUUUAUUGCUAAGCUGAAUUUGAUGUUGAUGAAGUGCAAUCAAUUUGUACUGAUUAUUUCAGUUUAAUUAUGUCUCCUUGAUUUUGUUUGUUUAUAUAAGCUUGAUUUAUUGAAUAAAUUAUUAUUCUCAAU
Messenger RNA from Mizuhopecten yessoensis (Yesso scallop), 4176 nucleotides. RefSeq names its product collagen alpha-5(IV) chain-like. Lineage: Eukaryota; Metazoa; Mollusca; Bivalvia; Pectinida; Pectinidae. The transcript is spliced from 32 exons. The record is from RefSeq and is a predicted model, not a curated record. The coding region runs from base 273 to 3917 and encodes 1214 amino acids.